AACAUUCCCUAUUACACUCCUAGACGUGCAAAACAACAUGCUGUUGAUUGGAACACAAUAGGCUGUGAUAUCACCAUCCCUUUAUAAAAUGCUGGACUUCUAGUAUAGGAUGUGGUUUUGCGUCUCGCUUAUUUAACACAGACUAUAUCCUGCUAUUAUCUAGAUCCGUGGACAUGACUGACUAUAUAAGAACAACGUAAACUCGAGACUGUGAGAGAAUCACAAACAUAUAGAUCUAUAUGCUUCACUGAGAUCAAUCAUAGAAUAAACAUGCAUCAGCUGUUCUUCUACGUAGCUGUGACCUGCCUGGUAGCAGUAAUGGGUCAGAGCCCAGUGACUGUCUGUCAGCCAGCGGUGUAUCAGGUCAACUACACCAAUCUGUUAACUGGGGACACUGGAUACAUAGUCGCGGACUUCAGUAAAGAUUUAAUGGCAGAAAUCUCCACCAAAACCAACAUUCGUCUUGUCAAAGAUUUCAAAAACUUAAAGACUUAUGAGAUUCCUAAUAACUCCAGCUGCAGACAAUCAACAUUAUCUCCCUGUAAAGUACAGCACCAAUGUUUGCCACCAUACGCCAGGCUGGUCCCACAACAAACUGGCGCCAUUGGCAAUCCAAGAAGUGGUUAUUACCUGACCACUCAGACCUGGGAGAUACCCACAGCCUAUGAUGUCCUGUACAGAAUCACCUACACCUCUCAUUCUGGCAUACCAGCUUGGCCAGUGUUGUCUCAGGAACUGGGCUACCGUGGGACCAACAACAUCUACCAGUUUGUGUCUCCGCUUGCUGCUAUCACAGACACCAAGGCUCUGAUCAUCCCAAACAACUGUGUACCUAAUGAUGUUCUAGCGGCUAUUAAAACGAAAUAAAGUUUUACAAUUAAGUGCAAUAUUAUAAAAAGUACUUUACAAAAAAAAAAUCCAUAUUAAUGUUUUAUACAUUUACAAAUUAUAUUAAUUUUAUUGGACCAGAAAAAGAAAAUUAUAUAUUGUUUAUAAUCCGCUAUUGUGUUGGAGUCACAAGGUAGCACUAGGCUAUGACCCACAGCGUCUCGGAUUAUAAACGAAAUGACUCAAUGUAGCAUUAUGAAUUGACUCUACAACUCUAAGCCUUAUUGCUUAGUUGUUGGUAUUUUGAUUUUGUAAUGUUAUUUUGUUAUUCUUGUUUAAAAAUCUAUUAUACAAACGCAGAUCUAACUUAAAUCAUCUCAUAUCAUAGAAAAUCUGCUGUUCAAGGAAAUGUGUUGUUUUUUUACUUCAGUAUGUUGUACAAAGAUAUAGAUUUUGUUGUCGAUUAACUCGUAUUCAUUAUACAUUAAACUUCAAAGUAUUUGUAUAAAAAUUGUGAGUCUAUAUUUCUAAAAAGCUUAUAUCAAUUCACUCUGUCUGUCUGUGAGGUACAGAGUUUGUACACGGUAUUUCUCCCACACCCAAUCUCGGAUCAAGAUAACAUUUUGUAAAAUUAUUUCUUUUACCUCACAAAACAGAUGACCUUUAGAUCAGCCCUAUAGAUCGUGAGGUCUGAAAGGGUAACUUUUUUACUUUUAUUUAUUAUUUUGUUUAGUAUCUCGAACAAUGAAAAAAAAAGCCUUUAUAUAGCACUAUCUGAGAGAAGGUUCUCCGUGCUGCCUUUAGGCGCUCAGUAAACACAACUCUGCUUAGAGUCGGGUGUCGAACCUCUAGCCUCCUUCAUAGGUAGCCAAGCCAAGCCAAGUUCAAGCUUACUGAGCCUCUUGACCAUGCUUUCUACUAAUUGAAAGAAAUUGUACAUGACUGACAAGGUGGUACAAGUGGUAUUAGCUCCCUUUCGACUUUGUAGGUCGUCGCUUCGCUGGCAUAGUGGCUAGUGUAUUGGCUUGAGGAGGCGGAAUUCGAAUCAAGGUAGUUCAGCUUUUUUUCUAUAGAUAAAUGCACAUAAAAGCGAUCACCUAGAUACCCCCUUUUUUCCCUUCCACCCCUUUCCGACUGGUCCAGAGAAGUGAUAGGAUCAUUGAGUAUCCAGAAAGCUAAUAUUAUGAAAUACCGCUACACAAAAAAAAAAAAAAAAAAACAAUUGGUAAAAGUAUUUGUCAUCGCACAUAUUUUUUAUUGUUAGUCUAGAUCAGUAAUAGGCAAACUACUUUCUACAUUAAAAAAAAUUGAAUUGUCACAAAUUAGACCCCAUUACUAAUUGUAGAAUAUUAGACAAAAUUUAAUAAAGCUACAGUGUUAUUUCAA
Biomphalaria glabrata is the source of this 2214-nucleotide messenger RNA. RefSeq lists its product as uncharacterized. The coding region runs from base 271 to 867 and encodes 198 amino acids. The record is from RefSeq and is a predicted model, not a curated record. Lineage: Eukaryota; Metazoa; Mollusca; Gastropoda; Planorbidae. The transcript is spliced from 5 exons.